This is a messenger RNA of Planococcus citri (citrus mealybug), 1111 nucleotides long. RefSeq lists its product as uncharacterized. The transcript is spliced from 5 exons. The record is from RefSeq and is a predicted model, not a curated record. NCBI's taxonomy places the organism in Eukaryota, Metazoa, Arthropoda, Insecta, Hemiptera, Pseudococcidae. The coding region runs from base 288 to 629 and encodes 113 amino acids.
CUGAAUAUUAUUGCACAAAUGAAUUGAAUAUGAUGUUUGCUUGAGUUCAAACGAGUCAAACUCUUAGAUAUCCCCAAUCCAAGGUUUAUCAUUUUCACAGUUUCCUUUCAACAGUUUGUGUAAUGGUGGGGGAGAGGGACACACUUUUAAUACCCAAUACUUACCAUUGGUCGAAGAUCGAAGUAAUAAAAUUCAAUCAUUAAGAAUUAUUUGCAUUUUUCGUACAUUUCGCCGCACGCACCCAAUAUUAUUCAUCAUUCAGACUGUGUGAAAUUUUCUCAUCUGAUAUGACAAAGAUGAGCAAAGACAAAAAAAGAAAACGAAUUUAUGACGAUGAUGAAAAAUGUGAAAUUAUAAGUGCUUCCAUUUUCAAAAUGAUCGCUUCGAGUGAUAACGAAGAUUUCAUAAAAGACUGUCACCGAAUACUUCAGGCAAAAAAUAGAAAUCAAGUAAAGAACAAAUUAAAAAACAAAUUUAUGGAAGUUAUCGCAAAUAGGAAGUCUGAAGUUUCUUCGCAAUCGAGCAGCCAAGAACUGGACGAUCCGGUGGAUUCAUUAUUAGAAAGUACCGGAAAUUUUUUCCCAUAUGAAGACGAACUAGAGGGAUUCGCUGAUUGGGAAAAAUUGUAAUAUAAGAAAGAAAAGUACAAAUACACUCCGUACUUCAUUUCGGUUUAAUAUCUUCUGGCUUUCCAGUAGCUUUCGACUGUAUUCCAACUUCGGCCAACGUUUUAACUAAUUCUCCCGUUUGAUGCAUCUUUAACAAAAUAUCACAACCGCCGAUGAAUUCUCCAUUGAUAAAUAUCUGCGGUAUCGUUGGCCAACCGGUAUACUCUUUCACACCUAUGAGUUAGAAUGAUAUAAGUAACUGGUAUAUUUAAUACAAUUUCAAUACAAAUAUCUCUCAAUUUUACCUUGUCUUAAUGGAUUUUUAUCCAAUACGUCAUAGGCAUCAAAAUUAACACCAUGCAUGCGAAGUAUUUGGACUACUGCAUUGCUAAAACCGCAAGAAGGUUCUUCUGGCAGACCUUUCAUGAACACGACAACUUUACUUUUUUUCACAAGUCCUUCAAUUUCUUCUUUCGGGGCAGUUUCUGAGCUAGAAACAUUUC